AUGGUAGCAUCUAACGCCCCUGAAAAACGUUACGGCCGCCGUAACGGCCGCUUACGACACNCCAUCCCUGAGGUGGGUCAAGGGUCCAUCCCUGAGGUGGGUCAAGGGUCCAUCCCUGAGGUGGGUCAAGGGUCCAUCCCUGAGGUGGGUCAAGGGUCCAUCCCUGAGGUGGGUCAAGGGUCCAUCCCUGAGGUGGGUCAAGGGUCCAUCCCUGAGGUGGGUCAAGGGUCCAUCCCUGAGGUGGGUCAAGGGUCCAUCCCUGAGGUGGGUCAAGGGUCCAUCCCUGAGGUGGGUCAAGGGUCCAUCCCUGAGGUGGGUCAAGGGUCCAUCCCUGAGGUGGGUCAAGGGUCCAUCCCUGAGGUGGGUCAAGGGUCCAUCCCUGAGGUGGGUCAAGGGUCCAUCCCUGAGGUGGGUCAAGGGUCCAUCCCUGAGGUGGGUCAAGGGUCCAUCCCUGAGGUGGGUCAAGGGUCCAUCCCUGAGGUGGGUCAAGGGUCCAUCCCUGAGGUGGGUCAAGGGUCCAUCCCUGAGGUGGGUCAAGGGUCCAUCCCUGAGGUGGGUCAAGGGUCCAUCCCUGAGGUGGGUCAAGGGUCCAUCCCUGAGGUGGGUCAAGGGUCCAUCCCUGAGGUGGGUCAAGGGUCCAACCCUGAGGUAGGGGAAGGCGUUAAAUUAUGUGUCAGAAAUUCCAUACGAGAUGAGGAAGGGGGAGGGACGCAGGCGCGGGACAAAGGAGGGACGCAGGCGCGGGACAAAGGAGGGACGCAGGCGCGGGACAAAGGAGGGACGCAGGCGCGGGACAAAGGAGGGACGCAGGCGCGGGACAAAGGAGGGACGCAGGCGCGGGACAAAGGAGGGACGCAGGCGCGGGACAAAGGAGGGACGCAGGCGCGGGACAAAGGAGGGACGCAGGCGCGGGACAAAGGAGGGACGCAGGCGCGGGACAAAGGAGGGACGCAGGCGCGGGACAAAGGAGGGACGCAGGCGCGGGACAAAGGAGGGACGCAGGCGCGGGACAAAGGAGGGACGCAGGCGCGGGACAAAGGAGGGACGCAGGCGCGGGACAAAGGAGGGACGCAGGCGCGGGACAAAGGAGGGACGCAGGCGCGGGACAAAGGGCCACUCUGGGCCCUCAGACAAGGCCCCUGA
Hyalella azteca is the source of this 1143-nucleotide messenger RNA. Its product is annotated as acidic phosphoprotein-like. The record is from RefSeq and is a predicted model, not a curated record. NCBI's taxonomy places the organism in Eukaryota, Metazoa, Arthropoda, Malacostraca, Amphipoda, Hyalellidae. The coding region runs from base 1 to 1143 and encodes 380 amino acids. The transcript has 4 exons.